AGCUCCAUCGAAAGGGCUGAGCGAGUGUAGCAGAGCGAAAAGGCUUUUUUCGGGGCAAGCAGCCGACUGGCCACUUCGCUUGGAUGGAGCUCAGCAUGUUUACCGCCGGUCGCGUUACAUUUUCAACCUAAUUUUUUUUUUAAUGUUUCGUUUGCAAACAUUAUACGACACACCAGCGCUAGCUUUAGCCCGCUGCGCUCUGCUCUGUCUCGGCUAAGCUGCAUGAUUUCUGUUGUGUUGCUGGCUAGUUUUGGCUACAAUGCUAGUUCGCUAGUUAGCUAAUUUGCUAAAAAAAAAAAAAAAAAAAAAGCUAGAAAAGCUAGAAAAGGCGCUUAGAGAAGUGAGAUUUGUUCGUUAGCGAACUCUGAAUACACAGAAAACUCAGCGGUACUGCGUGAUUUUAUCGUAUUUAGUUUUUAUUUUGUUUUUUUCCACUAUUGUAGAUAUAUGUAUUUUUCUUUUAAACGCUUCGUAACCGUUGCGCGUUUUCAGAAAGUGAACGCUGCUUCAUUAUUCGCCGUUUUCCCCCCCAAACACAGAUUUUUCAUUUCUUAACCGUCUUUGUUUAUUUUUUAUUUUUUAUUAUUUUUUUUUAUAUAUAUAUAUAUAGGUAGCGACAGAAUCUAAACGCUGCACUGUUUAACUUUUUUUUUUAACCUUGUCGCGUUUUACUAAUAAUUUAAAAAAACGACAACGAAUGAUGCUGCGUUCACUGUCUGGACUACUUAACAGUGUCGCUGAGUGUUUAUUAAUUCCUUUUGUUUGUUUAGUUUAACGCUUUGCCUGUUUUUUUGGAAACGUUUCCAACACUCGGUUUACGUAGUUCGAACCAAAACAAACAAAAACAACAAAACUUACUGUUUUUAAACGGUAUUAAAGGUGAAUACGUGCUUUGUUUUUUGCGCAGCCGCGGUACAUGAUCUCAGACUCGGGACACUUAACUACAUCCUAAAGCUCCCUUCGUGUAUUUACCACUAAAUAACAAUUUGGGAGCUUGUUUUUUUUUUUGUGUUGUUGUUGUAAAUCUUAAAUCAUGGAUGAUCAUCAGACCCGCAUGCUGUCGGGACUAACCGGGCUCGGAGGACUGGGUCAGGGCGACCCGAAUGACCCGGAUCCGGUCCGGAAGCAGCAGGACAUCGGGGACAUCCUGCAGCAGAUCAUGGCCAUCACUGAUGAGAGCCUGGAUGAGGCCCAAGCCAGAUGCUGGCCAGAGGAGGGACGAGGCGACCCCACACAGACAGGGGGAGCCGGGGGGAGCGCGCAGGCAGGGGGGGAAUGCACCCUGCCGCUCGACUUCCAACACAGAAAACACGCGUUGAACUGCCACAGAAUGAAGCCGGCUCUCUUCAGCGUGCUGUGUGAGAUCAAAGAGAAGACGGUGUUGAGCAUCCGUGGCGUACAGGAGGAGGAUCCCCCCGACCCCCAGAUCAUGCGUCUGGAUAACAUGCUGCUGGCCGAGGGAGUUUCCGGUCCAGAGAAAGGCGGCGGGUCUGCUGCGGCGGCAGCAGCCGCAGCGGCCGGAGGAUCACCGAACGAUGGCAGCGUGGAGCACUCGGACUACAGAGCCAAAUUGGCUCAGAUCCGCCAGAUCUACCACUCCGAGCUGGAGAAAUACGAACAGGCCUGCAGUGAAUUCACUAACCACGUGAUGAACCUGCUGAGAGAGCAGUCACGCACGCGGCCCAUCUCACCCAAAGAGAUCGAGCGCAUGGUGGCCAUUAUUCACCGCAAGUUCAGCUCCAUCCAGAUGCAGCUCAAGCAGAGCACCUGCGAGGCCGUCAUGAUCCUCCGCUCCCGCUUCCUUGACGCCAGACGCAAGAGGCGCAACUUCAACAAGCAGGCGACGGAGGUGCUGAACGAGUAUUUUUACUCACACCUGUCCAACCCGUACCCCAGCGAGGAAGCCAAGGAGGAGCUGGCGAAGAAGUGCGGCAUCACCGUGUCUCAGGUCUCUAACUGGUUCGGCAACAAGAGAAUUCGGUACAAGAAAAAUAUCGGCAAGUUUCAAGAGGAAGCGAACCUGUACGCAGUAAAAACAGCUGUGGACGCAGCUAACGUUUCUGCACAGGCCAGCCAGGCAAACUCCCCCGCCACACCUAACUCAGGUGGAUACCCAGCGCCCUGCUACACACCUGACGGCCGGCUAUGAGGAGCGGUCAGGAAGUGCCCUUUACACCCCACACUGCCUAGACGCCAACAGCAGCUGGCAGGAAAACCCUAACACUCCUUCACCCGCACAUCCCAGCAGCAUCCAGUCACAAACCUCCAACUGAGAGAGACGCACACACACACACACACACGCACACACACACAGACAAACACACACUAGACCUCAGCGCUUCCACCAGUCCAACUCUGCUUCCUCCUCGGACUCGCCUUUUGUUUUGCAAGAUCUCAGCUACAACAUCUGUAACGAGCCCCCCACACCCAACACACACACACACGCACACACUCACUCACCCUCCCUCACACACUCCCUCACACACUUUCAAGUUCGGACUUCAUUGGACAGUCGUACAGGAGCUUCGCUCAGGAAGGAAACACAGGAAAAGGAAAAAGAAAGGUCACAUGUCAGAGCAUUCUGCUCUGUGCUGGAGUGCGUGUGUGUGUGUGUGUGUGUGUGUGCGUGUGCACAUUUACUAAGCCAGCUACACUGAAGACCACAGGAUCUCCGUCCUGCCUGCUUUGAACCAAAGCGCUGUCGAGGGUCACGCGUUUGUCCGUUAGAGAACGUCCUCAGACAGCAGCAGCACGUUGUCAACACCAUGCAGAUUGUCCUCCGUCUCUGUCUCCAGUCUCUUCCCGAGGCCGUGCACUCCACAGCUGCCAACUCCACAUCCUGACUAAGGUCAUCAGUUCCUAAGGAGAACGCUCACUAACCGCUAGCCGUCUUCCUGCGUUUCUGAAAAUACUAAAUAUAUAGAAAUAUCUAUGAAAACAGCGAAGCACAACUGUUCAGUCUCGUGACUUUUUGUUUUGUUUUGUUUGUUUUUUGCUUUUUUUUUUUUUUUACUCCCGGAUGAACGGAGGAGAAGGUGGAGAGGAGGUUGCAGGUCUGUACUGGAGCGACGGGACAGCGGUUUUAAUCACGAACCCGCAGGCUAGAUUGCUCACCGGCCUUUUGUCUACUAGCUUUUUCCCCCCUGUUUUUAUUUUCUCUCUCCGUUUUAAUAGCGUAGCGGCUUUUAAUAGCUUCCUUCCUCACAGCGUAGAGUUGAGUAGAACUGAUAGCUUUCCAGCCUGUGAGAAGAGAAGAGCUGUGGCUUGAGCUUUGUGCCACCGAACAUUUCCCUUUUUUUUUUUUCUUCUUUUUUUCUUUUUAUCUUAAACAAUCAGAAAACCAGUCUUCCAUCCUUGCAUGUUAACUCUUGGAGACUAAUACCCUCGUGUAGCUCGUCAAUUGUGUGUUUUUUUUGUUUUUGUUUUGUUUUAUUGUUUCCUUCCAACGAGCAAGUCAACACCGCAGAAUGUAACGGAACGACAGACCAAAAAAAAAAAACAACAAAAAACCCACCACGUUUUGGAGGAGCGUCAGUUUUUUACAUCAGCCUUCGACUUGAACCAGAGCCGACCGCGUACCUCUGAACCAAAAAGGAAAAACAAACAAACCGAAAGGUAAAAAUAGAUUGAAUUGAAAUCAACCUGUAGGAGGAUGUAAAAAAAAAAACCCACCAGGAGGAAGUGGGCUUCGAGUCGACGCUUUUGUACGAUGUUAUCCUUUUCUUUUCUUUUGUCUUGUUACGAUUUUUAUCUGAUUGUAUCUUUCUCUAUAUGCGACGGAAAGCAUCCAUACUGUGAUACUAGCAUGCCACAUCGUCCCGUUUAGUAAAGAAAAAAAACCUUUAACCAGGCCGAGGAUCAAGGGCUCUUCUCUUAUUUGAAGUCGAACCAAAAAAAAAAAAAGCGUGCGGUUGUUUUAAAGCUGGUGGACUGCAACACACGCCGAGGACCGACACGUUAAACUCCAGUUUCCUGAAGACAGGAAGUGCGCAAAUAAAGCGCGGACGUCUUCUGUUUCGAAGCCGUUUCUCUCACUUUCUCCCACACUCUCUCUCUCUCGCGUUUGUUUUUUUAAAUAACCUUUAAUACUGACAAAUGGAAAUUGUUACACAAUGAACUUGACACCUGAAAUGUAAGAUGGGUAUUGUUUCCCCCCCCACACACACACACACACACACACACACACACACACAGAGGCGAGCAGAUGAAAUGAUGUUUUUACCCACAUCUGUAUAGAUUAAUGUUAAUCCAUUUCAGCUGGCUGGCUUUUCUUCUAACUAAUGCUAUUACUACACCAAAAUAUUUUUUUUUUGUUUUUUUUUUUUAUUAUUAUUAAUAAUAAUAAUACAUUUUUUUUUCCUCUUCCUCCCUUCCUCCUUUUUGUACUCGUCAUCACCGGAUGUCAUUGUACAGAUUGUGGAAUGUUUAAGUGUAUUUCUCUUUUUUAUAAAAUGUACGCGUUUGAUUUUAAUUACUUUUAUUUUGUUUUGGGUUUUUUUCCUCCUUCUUCUUCUCUCCUGACUUGACUCCACUCAUGAGCUUCGGAGUGUUUGUAUUUUGUAUUUGUAAUGUUGUUGAGUUUGAUUCUGGGUUGUGUUUUUUUUUUCUUUUCCCUCUCUCUCUAUCUUUUUUUUUCUUUCUUUAAAUCGGCUGUUGUGUCCGGUGCAGUGAAACCUGAAGCUUAUCUGCGUAUUUUCUGGAGACGUUUUUAGAAACCCGACAAAUAGGUGAAAGGUUACGGCCGCGUAACUCUCGCAGGUUUAGCAGAGUGUUUGUUCGCUCCCCAGGAGAUCCAGCCUGCCAGCAGCUCCGACUCCUCCCAGCAGCUCGGGGCUCUUUUCUGUCCUUGUAAAAAAAAAAAAAAAAGUACAGCUGCUAAGCGUGCGAUGUUUUCAUUCCUGGAAGCUGUCGGUCGUUUACGACAUCUUUCUGCAUGAGCAGACAUGUUCGCCGCCCGCACGCACACGCGCACAUCCCUGAUAUCCUGGAAUUGUGCCACAUUGCUGGAAUUUCUCAGAGCGUCUCACCUGAGACAGACUCGAGACUCAUAUCCUGUUUACACAUCGGGCUUUCACACUGCUCACAGGUCAGGGUUUAUCCAGUAGCCCAAAUCAAUUCAUUUAACCAUUUAAAAACUAAACGAGGAACAAAACAGGAAGCUGGACAGAGUGAGACGAUCUACAUCCUAGACGGACCCCCGUAUCCGUGUAAACACACCAAUAACAACAAAAAACACUCGAUCUUGUGACGAGGUCGAAUUUCACUGCACCGUAAACAAACACAGCGAUUUUUGUGGUUUUUGUUACAUAUAUUUUUUUUUUCCCCUUCUAGAAUUGUAGUGUAUCCCUCGUUCUCUCUCUCUCUCUUUCUCCCUCCCGUCUUUUCCGCCUCUGUAUCCCUCCUCACUCCUCCUUUUCUCUACCUCUCCCUUUACCUCUCUUCUGUUCUCUCCAUUUCUCUUGUAUAUAAAACCCUGCCAUUUUCAGACUUGUUAGUCUGGUAUGAACUCCUUUUAUACCUCAACUUUAGAACUGUUCUAGUAAGAGAAAGAAAAAAAAAAAAGAAAAAAACAUCAAAGGAAAUAUGAGAAUUGUAGUGUUCCUUAUUAGAAAAUCGAAAACUAAUAAAAUAAUCUAGUGUGCUUUUGA
Messenger RNA from Tachysurus fulvidraco (yellow catfish), 5648 nucleotides. It is a transcript of the gene pbx4, whose product is annotated as pre-B-cell leukemia transcription factor 4. Gene Ontology annotation, molecular function: DNA-binding transcription factor activity, RNA polymerase II-specific; RNA polymerase II cis-regulatory region sequence-specific DNA binding. Gene Ontology annotation, biological process: neuron development; regulation of transcription by RNA polymerase II; brain development. Bases 1034 to 2149 code for a protein of 371 amino acids. The transcript has 9 exons. The record is from RefSeq and is a predicted model, not a curated record. Gene Ontology annotation, cellular component: nucleus. Lineage: Eukaryota; Metazoa; Chordata; Actinopteri; Siluriformes; Bagridae.